UAGUGUAUGUAUCACACUGUAGUGACAGCUACGUCAAGUUACAUGACUUGCUCGUUUGCGGAGUUAAAACAGAUUACUUCAUUUACCAAUUGUUCAGAUCCUACAGUAAAUACUUGGAAAGCAAUUUACAAUAUUUUAGGAUGGGCGUAAUUUUCUUGGAACAUAUCGGAGGUACUCGCUUGUUCUCUUGCGCUUCCUGUGAUACCAAUCUUACAAACAGAGGUCAGCUGAUAAGCACGCGUUUUACGGGCGCUACAGGCCGUGCUUUUCUCUUUAACAAAGUCGUCAACUUAAAUUACAGCGAGGUACAGGAUAGAGUGAUGUUGACGGGUCGUCACAUGGUCCGAGAUGUCAGCUGCAAAAACUGUGAUGCUAAACUUGGGUGGGUGUAUGAAUUUGCAACAGACGAUAAUCAACGAUACAAGGAAGGCCGUGUCAUCCUGGAACGUGCUUUAGUCACAGAAAGCGAUGGAAUGGGCGACAAUAUUUAAUACUGUACAAG
Molecule: messenger RNA, 502 nt
Organism: Eufriesea mexicana
Lineage: Eukaryota; Metazoa; Arthropoda; Insecta; Hymenoptera; Apidae
Product: protein yippee-like 5
Exons: 2
Coding region: 141-491 (116 amino acids)
Source: RefSeq, a predicted model, not a curated record